Molecule: messenger RNA, 2225 nt
Organism: Pseudonaja textilis
Lineage: Eukaryota; Metazoa; Chordata; Lepidosauria; Squamata; Elapidae
Gene: RBM38
Product: RNA binding motif protein 38
Biological process (GO): regulation of RNA splicing
Cellular component (GO): cytosol; nucleus
Molecular function (GO): mRNA 3'-UTR binding
Source: RefSeq, a predicted model, not a curated record
CGCAUCCGCCACAAAUUACUUUCGUCCUCGGCGGCUCGGAGCGGCGAUCUUGGCGCGCAACGCGGUGCGCUUUUGCAACGGGCGCCGAUGCUGCUGCUGUUGCCGCCGCCUCAGCCCGUGCAUGGGACGCGGGGCUGCCGGUCCGCCCGUAAGCCUUGCGCCGGAUCUCCCGGGCGAGCAGGUUUGCCUUCCCCGCCGUGGCCCGCGUGCCUGAGCUCCCCGAGCCGGGCUCCGUAAGCGCCUUUCCUUUCACCCUGGAACUUUUCCCCUCGCGCCUCGGCUUCCCCGCGCCUCUUUUGGAUGCUUUUUCCAACCUCUCCUCUUGCCCAGCACCCGCCGCCGGCGCUUUCUCGUCCCCGAGCGACAGCUUCCGCUGCUGCCCCGGCCGCCGGGGUUGCUCCGUCAGCGGCAGCGCCAUGCACACGGUGCAAAAGGACACUACCUUCACCAAGAUCUUCGUCGGGGGGCUGCCCUACCACACCACGGACUCCUCGCUGAGGAAGUACUUCGAGGUGUUUGGGGACAUCGACGAAGCCGUGGUCAUCACGGACCGGCAGACGGGCAAAUCCCGAGGAUAUGGCUUUGUCACCAUGACUGACAGAGCUGCAGCUGAAAGAGCCUGUAAAGAUCCCAAUCCCAUCAUUGAUGGGCGGAAAGCAAACGUCAACCUAGCGUAUCUGGGAGCAAAGCCAAGGAGUAUUCAAACUGGUUUUACCUUAGGGGUGCAGCAGUUACAUCCAGCUCUUAUUCAGAGACCCUAUGGGUUGGCCCAUCACUUUAUCUACCCUCAAGCAAUUGUUCAGCCCAGCAUGGUGAUCCCAACUCCUGUCCAGUCCAUCACUUCUCCUUACAUAGACUACACAACGGCAAGCCAGGCCUACUCGCAGUUCACCACUGCUGCCUACGACCAGUAUCCCUAUGCUCCUUCUCCUGCUUCUGGCUUUGUGGGAUACGGGUACACAGGCGCCGUUCCUCAACCUGCCACGGCUGCCAGUCUACCAAUAGCAGCACCCACAACUUUUGUGCAGUAUCCACCAACACAGCUGCAACCAGACCGUAUGCAAUAGAAACCCAUCUUCGGAAGGACCUUUCUGGCUAUGAAGGAAUGCAAAGACAUAGAAGGGGACGAGAAAACAAAGAAGAAAACAAUAAUAAUUUUUUUAAAAAAAAAAAUCAAGCUUUUGUAAAAAAAAAGAAAAAGAAAAAAAGAAAAAUUGAUCAUAUUAGGGAGAAUGCAUAUCAAUACCUAAGCUAUUUAUAGUGUUACAGACUUUUAAAAACAUCCUUGCAACAACAACAAAAAAAGAUUUUUAACUUACAAUGAACGUUGGAAAUCUCUUUUUCCAUCUUUCCCUCUCUUCCUUUUUAUCGAGACAGAUAUUAUUGCAAAGAUGGACUAAAAUGACACACACACCCGCUUCCUGCGCUUAAAAGUUGAAAACUGCAAACCCUUGAAUACUUCAUAGCAGUUCAUUUCAUCACCAGCCAUUUUCUGCUUUAUUACUUAAGUUGCUAUGCACCAUCCAACUCUUGCCGUCUGUUAUUUAGCCUUGUUGCAAAAGGUAUUUGGAGACUACAUAAAUGGGGAGGUGGGGGAGAGGAAGGAGCAAGUUUUGGGGAUCAAGGGGUGGGAGGAUCCUUCCAUUAAAAGCUUCGUAAUACUCAAAUGCCUUAUAGGAAAGGGAAAAAAAGAGCGUAUUUUAAUAUUUAUUGUGAUCUCUAUUCACAGGGGCUGUGAAUUGCAGGUGAAAAAUAUAGUAAUAUCUGCCUUGUCUAAUGUUCACACCUAAAUUAUUUGUGUAUUGGAGGAGUUCUAAAUUGCUUUCGACAUGCAAAAGUAAUAUUGGCUUUAAGGACGGUGCAAUAUUCAAGUCGAUGCACUGUAUUUUUCUUAUUUGUAAUUGUUACUCUUUUAAGAUUAUCUCAAAGUUUUAGGUAUAUUUUUUAAAGCAAGAAAAGCAAGAAAAAAAAAUAUUGAACACAUUGUCUACUUUAAUAGAUCUUUUGUUUAUGAUGCUGCAGGUCUAGAGAAAUUUUACAGUAUUUAUAUAAAAGCCAAACGGGGUCUUCAACCAGCACUGUUUUGUUAGGCAAAUGUCAGGAAUAAAUUAGAAUUCUAUUACGGUGUUACACACUUAAACAAGAGAGUUGAAAAAGUUGACCCCCAAUGAUACAAAGUGCUGAAUAGGUAAAAGGCAGUGUAAGAAGUGCAUUUUUACAAAGAA